Acaromyces ingoldii is the source of this 1488-nucleotide messenger RNA. Its product is annotated as putative RPN7-subunit of the regulatory particle of the proteasome. Gene Ontology annotation, biological process: proteasome-mediated ubiquitin-dependent protein catabolic process. Gene Ontology annotation, cellular component: proteasome regulatory particle. Gene Ontology annotation, molecular function: protein binding. Lineage: Eukaryota; Fungi; Basidiomycota; Exobasidiomycetes; Exobasidiales; Cryptobasidiaceae. The record is from RefSeq and is a predicted model, not a curated record. The transcript is spliced from 6 exons. Bases 229 to 1413 code for a protein of 394 amino acids.
UACGUCGGCGCGCCCGGUUCGAUGGCCAUGGUUGCUGUGGACAGACUAGAGAGGCCCCUGCUCAGACGACAACGACGACGCGCGUUCCACACUGCACGAAGGAAAUGGAGGUCUAAAAUCGCACGUGCUUACAUAAGCACCCAAAGGAACACGACGCCCCUCCUCCUCCAUCUUUACAAGUACUUGCUCUCUACGUCGACCACAGCUACAACAUCCGCAAAGACAGCCAUGGCCGACGACGAGUCCUCGCUCCUCCCCGUGCCCAACCUGGGCCUGCAGCAGAAGCUGUUCCUCCUCACACGGCCGAGCGCGCCGCACGCCGACAAGGAGGAGGCGCGGACGGCGCUCCUCAAGGGCAUCGAGGACGACGAGAUGGCGCCGUACUAUGCCAGCAUCGUCAACAGCCCCGAUGCGGCCGUGGCGGCGCUGCUCAAGCGCGACGCUGCACUGCUCAAGCGCCUCGAAGAGAAAAACGAGGAAGCGCUCCGGCUGAUGGACGAGAGCAUCAAGAAGAACGAGGAGGAGGAGGGCGAGUCAGAGGUCAAUGCGGUGUUGAGGCAGAAGGCCAGCUACCUGGCCAAGAUUGGCGACAAGACACGGGCGCUCGAGGCACAUCGGAUCGCGAUUGAAAAGGCCGCCGGGCUCGGCUCCCGGCUGGACCUGACGCUGGCCAUGAUCCGCAUCGGCCUCUUCCACGGCGACCCCGAGGUUACAGUGUCGAGCAUCGCAAAAGCCAAGCUUCUUGUCGAGGAGGGCGGCGACUGGGACAGGCGCAACCGGCUCAAGGUCUACGAAGGGCUCCAUCUCCUCUCGAUCCGCGACUUCAAGCGCGGCGGCGAGCUCUUUCUCGAUGCCCUCUCGACGUUUACGGCGACGGAGCUGCUCGAGUACAACGACUUUAUCACCCUCACCGUGCUCAGCAACAUCCUCUCGCUGCCCCGCACCGAGCUCAAAAAGAAGAUCAUCGACUCGCCCGAGGUGCUGCAGGUCGUCGACGACAUCCCCCACCUGCGCACCUAUGUUACGUCGCUCUACGCGUGCGAGUACGCCACCUUCUUCCAGGCCCUGGCCGAGGUCGAGCAGACACAUCUGCUGCCCUCGCGGCUCCUGGCCCCACAUGCGCGCUACUAUGUCCGGGAGAUGCGCAUCAUUGGCUACGCCCAGCUGCUCGAGUCCUACCGCUCCCUCACCCUCGACAACAUGGCCCAGGCAUUCGGCGUCUCGUCCAACUUCAUCGAUGCCGAGCUCUCGCGCUUCAUUGCCUCGGGCCGCCUGCCGGCCGUGAUUGACCGGGUCGCCGGCGUCGUAGAGACACGCCGGCCAGACUUUCUUUCGGGCAGCUACGGCAAGCUGCUCAAGGACGGAGACCUGCUCCUCAACUCGCUCCAGCGACUCAGCCGAACCGUUCUGUAGCCCAUCUCAUCUACUUCCAAUUCAAUUGUUCUUGUAAGCCCAGACAAAAGCAAAGCGAUGAGGGCAGCAUCACAG